Prorocentrum cordatum is the source of this 1641-nucleotide messenger RNA. The record is from the annotation of a GenBank genome assembly. Lineage: Eukaryota; Dinophyceae; Prorocentrales; Prorocentraceae.
AGCCAUUUUCGCUCAAGUUUGGCUCAAGCGAUAUCGGCUCAAACUUUGAGCUGAUUCCUUGGCUGACACUACGAAUCGCUGCGCCGCGCUACGCUUCGCAACGCUUCGCUACAAUACUCUACGCUACUCCACGUACCAUGAUGCAUGUGUGUUCGUUCCUUGUACGCGUGCUUCUUGGCAGCGCACUCACAUCUGAUGGCCUGUACGUUCAGCCAUCGAGUCAAGACUCCAGAGCCAGAAGCGGAGACAGGCAUAAUGGGUACGGAGAUACGUUGUUGCGAACGGCUGAAGGUUGCCCCAGUCGGUCAAUACCAUAUAAUGCGUCCACGUGUGUGACAGAUGUAAUGGAUUACGAAUGUUGGUUGCCUCUUCCAGACGUGUACAAUUACUACAUGGCGCACGAAGAUUGGUCACGAGAUCAGAAAGAAUUAUGGAAACACAUCACUAAGCUACAAGAACCUGCAGCGUGCAACAACCAAGAGUGGCACCUCAUAAAGUUCACUGUACAUGGCUUCGCAUACAAUUUGUACAACUUUGUAUUUCUCGCUGCAAGAUAUUUGGACAAUCAUGCGCCAGUAUUGGUUGGCAAUUCCAAGUACCGCUUGACGGAUACCAAGUGUGGACGAGGAUAUCUAUGCACCCUGUCGCCGUUAACACAGUGUCGUAUCGAGAACAUCGAUCCGGCUCUGGUCAAGGUAACAGGAGAAAAUCCAGGGGCAUCGGAUCUAAGCACGAUCUGUUCGCCAGGUGGUAAAUAUGAUGUUGAACUUGGUGGAUGUAAAUGCGACGAGGGUUAUUUUCCAUGCACGGAGGGAUGCAGUCAAUCGCCUGAUAAUGAAGAUAAGGUAUUGUGGCAGGAGUGGUAUACUGCGCAUCCCUUGAAUUACAUGCGAUCAAGAGAUUACUAUUACAGGGCACCCGGGGAAGCCAAUUGGCAGAGCAAUCCAGACAGCGCUGCAAAUGACACACUUGAUGAUUCGUGGGCAGAAAAACGAUCGCUGACAUGGUGGCAUGCGCAGCACCUCUGGUAUUUCCACAAAGAUUCACCUGAAACCAAAGAAAUGAAUGACUGGCUUGCAACCAAACAUAUGUCACCCUCGUGCGUCGCCGUGCAUGUCCGGCACAACGAUGCGUGCGAGGCUGAUGAUAACCCAUGGAAGCGUUGCUUCAAAUUCGAAGACUAUUCGACUCAAUUGGACGUCAUGGAUAGAUUGUACGGUCCAUUCGAACACGUCUACUUGGCCACGGAUGAUCAUGCUGUAAUUGAGGACGCCCAGCAGAGUCGAUGGUCUUCACGCCUCAUCCGCCAAGGGUAUGAUCGUGCCAAGUAUCGUGGCAACGUUGACAACUCGGACAUAUUCGAAAACGAUUCGGCCACAAGAGCAAUCAAGCGUGAUACAUUCGCCAUGUCAAAGUGUAAAGCAUUCAUCGGGACAAUGUCAAGUUCCAUCGCCUGGGUUACAUAUGAGCUGAUGAUGGCAAGGCAUGGGCAUUACGUACCUUUCAUCCCGUUGCAAGGGGCCUUCAAUGACAAAAUUAUCGGCGGAAGAUCAUUUCGCCCGUAGUCGUAGUCGUAGCAGUAGUAGUAGUAGUAGUAGUAGUCGUCGUCGUCGUCGUCGUCGUCGUCGUCGUCGUCGUCGU